CAAAAGCAUGCCAGUGUGCACAGCAAUUGACUCCAGAACGCAGGCUCAUAAAUAUUCCAAGGUCUUAUUGUUACAGCUUCUUUUUAAGGAAGGCUGCAUACGAUGUUAGGAUGCCUACCAAUCCGAAAACUGCUCCAACCCGAACAACCAUAGCAACUGCUGCUUUAGAUGGCCCGCUGACCUCAUCUUUGGUGUUGCUCAUCCUUCCCAGCAUCUCUAGCGGUAUCUUCCGUUGUUACCGCAACUGCAUCGUAUCCACGUAUGCCAAAGGAAUAGAGGCGUGAACAUGGCGUAUUGGCACGAAUAUACAUGGAUCGUAGUGACCGGAUGUCUCGCUUCGUUUUUCACGGCCUACGGCAUUGGUGCCAAUGAUGUUGCCAAUGCGUUCGGCAGCAGCGUCGCAGCGCGAACCCUUACAAUGCGCCAGGCGCUACUAAUCGCCUCCGUUUGCGAGUUCGGGGGCAGUGUGCUGCUAGGGGGCGAGGUGACGCGGACGGUAGCGGGCGGCAUUGCAAAGCUGGUUGUUUUUGAACAAGAUCCGGAAAUCUACAUGUACGGCAUGUUGUGUGCGCUGGUGUCCUCUGGCACCUGGCUCAUCCUGGCUACGUACCUGGAGUUACCUGUCUCCACAACCCACUCCAUCGUGGGAGCUGUCAUGGGCUUCGCAUUCGUGUACGGCGGCCCGGGUGCCGUAGUGUGGCUGCAGCCGAUGGAGGCCUUUCCGUACAUGAAGGGAAUGGUGCCUAUCGCGUUGUCGUGGUUCGUCUCGCCACUCGUCUCCGGUCUAGCCACCGCUGCGCUGUUCUUCCUGCUGCGUGCCGCCAUCCUGCGCCGAGCCAACAGCCUGCAGCUGGCACUUUGGGCGCUGCCGCUGCUGGUGCUGCUCACCGUCUUCAUCAACUGCUACUUCGUGCUGUACAACGGUGCCAGCAGGAAGCUGCAGUGGGCCUCCGCUCGGUGCGCAUGGGUGAGCGCGUGCGUGGCGGGCGGCUGCGCGCUGCUGACGGCGUUGGUGGGGCUGCCUCUGGUGCGGGGACACGUGCAGCGGGAGCUGCAGGAGGCCGCAAGGCUACAGCAGCAGCUGUCUACCGACGAGGCUCCUGUGGUGGCAGCUGAUGAUGACCGCUGCACCCGCCGCCACCCCACCGCCCACCCAUGCCAUGACACGGCGGCUCCUCACGGGAGGACACAAGAGGCACCGUGCGGUACUGCUGGGGUCUCAGGGAAGGUAGCUGGUGGGUGGGCUGGUGGUGGUGGCGGAGGCGUCGACCAGCACCUCCCGCAAGGCAGAGCCAGCAGCACAUGUGUUGCUCAUGCAGCUGCAGCAGCUACAGCAGCAGUUGGGGCAGGCAGCAGUGCCGCUGCUGUUGCUGCGGGCGUUGGUGCGGGCGCUGAGGAGGCUGGUGCGGCGGGAGGCAUGGGAAUGAGACAGCAGCAACAGCGGCAGCAGUGUCCCCAGCAGCAACAACAGCAGUGGUCCCAGCAGGGGUUGCUGCAGCCGAGCCACCAGGGCGUUAUGGUGACCCGUGGGUCGCUGUCCUUUGGCCCCAGUGCUGCUGCUGCUGCUGUUAGCAGCAGCAGCAGUGACAGCAGCAGCAUGCCCUCAGCGGGUCAUGAUGCAGCUUCCUUACAAGCGGCAGCUGCAGCAGCAGCAACAACAUCACCACCUCGGCAGGAAGAGGAAGAGGAAGAGGGUGGCCCACAGGAUGCCUCCCCCACCGGCGAACACUCUGCCACCGCAGCCCCAGCAGAAGCCCUUCAGCACCCGCUACCAAAGCAUCAGCCCAGUGCGAAGUAUCCGCCCCCUCCGCACCCACCCCCAGCAUUGUCAUCUUGCACAGCAGCCCCCGUUGAGGAGGAUGCGGCUCAUGGAUAUGCAGCAGCAGAGGCGGCGGGUGGGGUGGCGGCGGUGGGAGCAGUCGGGUCAUCCUCGACGGCGUCGGCGGUGGCGCUACUGCCGCCACCGCCCGCGACUGACGCCGCUGCAACAGCACCUGAAACCGUGGAGGGGGAGCAGAUUUGGGGCCAGCAGCAGCAGCAGCAACAAUGGCAGCAGCAGCAGAACUUACAGCACCAGCUGCUGCAAUGGGCGCCGCAACAGCAGUUGGGAAUGGCGCUGGAACAACAGCAGCAACAGCAGCAGCAGCAACAGCAGCAAGCGUGGUUUCACUCACAACUGCAGCAGCAGCAGCAACAGCAGCAAGCGUGGUUUCACUCACAGCUGCAGCAGCAGCAGCAGCAGCCAGAACUGCUACAACAGUACGGGCAAUCCUGGCAUGUGGAUGUACGGCAGGUGGACAACAACAGCGUGCAUUGUUGGCCGGCAGCAGGACCCACAUCGUCGUCAAGCUACCCGCUACAACACCAGCAACACCAGCAACAGUACCAACACCAGCGCUGGCAGCAAGGGCCAGCAGGCACCUAUCUGCACCCUCAGCACCAACAGCAGCAACAGCAGCACGCAUGGCAACAGCGGUAUCAGCAGCCCUCGCAGCGGUCUCCCUUGCAAACAAGACUGCCCGCUGGACCGGUUGCCGAGGCGCGUGAUGGGGCCCACAGCAGCUGGCCAGCAGCAGCAGCAGCAACGGAAGCAGGUUGUACGGAAAGAAGUCCUUUCGAUAGAUCAGAUCCGUACGACAAUGCGGCAGCAGCGGGUGUGUACGGCGCUGGUGUGUUGUACGACGGGGGUUCAGGACCGUCGUUUGAUGGUAGUGAUGGUGGCAGGGGUGGUGGAGGUGGAGGAUGUGGGGGUGAUCGCAGCUCCUCGGUUGUCUCCGUCGAUGGCGACGCGGGCGACAGGGACACUGGCCAACGUGGGCAUGCGCACUGGCAAAACACAUUCGACCAGUUGAAGGCCGUUGUGCUUCACGGCACCCGAGUGGACGUGCAUGCGGCCGCGCUGACGGACACCGCCGUGCGCCGCAUACACACACACGCGGAGGUGUUCGACCCCGCCAGCGAGCACGUGUUCAAAUACCUGCAGGUUGUCACCGCCAUGUGCGACUCCUUCAGCCAUGGCGCCAAUGACGUGGCCAACUCGGUGGGGCCGCUGGCGGCCAUCUGGCACAUCUACCGCCACCAGCGAGUUGACUACCUAUCCGACCUGCCGGUGUGGGUCCUGCUGCUGGGCGGGGCGGGCAUCGUGGUGGGGCUGGCAACAUACGGCUACAACAUCAUCCGCGCCAUCGGGGUGCGCCUAUCCGUCAUCACGCCCUCCCGCGGCUUCUGCAUCGAGCUCUCCACCGCGCUGGUGGUGGUGCUGGCCUCCAAGUACGGACUGCCCAUCUCAACAACACACUGCCAGGUCGGCGCCACGGCCGGCAUGGGCCUCAUGGAGGGCUCCCGCGGCCUGCACUGGCGCCUGGCCACCCACUUCCUGGCUGGCUGGGUGGUGACGCUGGUGCUCAGCGGCCUGCUGUCGGCGGGGCUGUUUGCGGCGGGCGCGUAUGCACCCAGUGUGGUGCAGGCGCGGGAGGUACGGCGCUACCAGCAGGCGAUCGUGGAGGUGUCGGGCAGGAUCGACUUGCUGCUGAGCCGCACCAUCACCGCCGCCCGUUCCGACCCUGCCACAUGGGGCAACACCUCCAGCGGCAGCAGCGCCGCCCUCGCCACCGCCCUGGCAGCGGACGCCGCCUGGCUGCAAGCCGCCGCGGCCCCCGGGAGCGAUAAGGUCACCCGGGCCGUACAGGUGAUCCAGCAAGCUGAGCUUGUGCGCUUUUUAAAUCGUACGAUGAUGACGUACGUCAACAACUCGGUGCCGUACAUUGGGGGCAUGGAGGCCAAGGGGUUGGUGCUGCCUAGGAGGCCCUAAUGCGCACUGACGUGGGUGAACGAGGCAAAAAAAUAAGAAGCCUAAUUUUGCAGCGAAGGGUGGGGGGAAGUAGAAGGACAUGGAAAGGAGGCAGCGGUGGGGUUGGAGAAGAUGUGGGAUUGUUCAUUGGAGGCGGGUGAUGAACUAGGCAAGGAUGCACGGUAUUCGUCACUGUCUGCAUCUGUGUGGAAUACACUUUCAAGGACUGGUGUGCAGGUUCCUUGGCAACACCGCCUGAUACCCUGGUGGAAGGUAUCACACGUGGGUAUCUGAUGGACUGGAACGGCUGGAAUCCGGGGGCUGUAGGCUAUGAGGCGGUGAGGUAGUGGGGGUAAAGCGGAAGCAGCAGGGGGGGGACGCGCGGGAGGAGCCGCGGCUGAAGUUCAACCUCAUUGUUUCCAAACCUCACUGGGAAUGGAGAAAUACUCACCAUGUUGAUGUCAUGUUCCGGGACCGCGGUUUUGGAUGUGUGUCUUGGUUGGUCUGCUGAGGGGAAGCGGUCGGCCAGGCGGGGUGUUAAGAGAACUGGCCGCGAGUAGGAACGUACUGGUGGUGUGUACUGCUUGCGACUGGGCACGUAUUGCGUUGGGUACGUCCCAAUGGUGUUCAGGCCCGGACAGGCGGGGCUUAAGUUGUAGAUAGAAGGUAGCUAAGGGGCGGGCAGCAAGCAGCGCACGUGUGCGUAUGUGAAAGCACAUGUCGUACAUGUCCCGUACGCACAUCGAGAACCCGUACGUGCUCGUACAGGGGGUAUGUGAGCUGGGACACAUGCAUCAUGCAUGUGUAGCGAGCCGCAAGCACAUUGCAACUGUUUGUUCGUACGUAUAUUCGUACGCGUUGGGUUGAAUGUUAUGCAUUCUGUUACUCUGCGUAUGCAGUUUUUUGUUGUCGUUCCUCGUAUGUUCGUGUUGUGCGUUUUCUCCCGGUAUACUUUCCCAACUGAUGAAGGUGUUGUACCGUGUUGCGCAUCAUGCAUGUUUUCAUGCGUACGAUCAACGUCAGCAGCAUUCCUCGCCGCACGCAAGUCGUUGGAUCGUAUAACCCGCAGUGCUGUACACGGUUCGGGGAUCGUCAAGCGAAG
Molecule: messenger RNA, 4892 nt
Organism: Astrephomene gubernaculifera
Lineage: Eukaryota; Viridiplantae; Chlorophyta; Chlorophyceae; Chlamydomonadales; Astrephomenaceae
Source: the annotation of a GenBank genome assembly